This is a messenger RNA of Suillus clintonianus, 435 nucleotides long. RefSeq lists its product as uncharacterized. Lineage: Eukaryota; Fungi; Basidiomycota; Agaricomycetes; Boletales; Suillaceae. The annotation marks the transcript as partial. The transcript is spliced from 2 exons. The record is from RefSeq and is a predicted model, not a curated record.
AAGUUCAAGCGCUGGGCAAGACUGCGACUUCCCAAUGGGCAGAUCGCUCGCUGUGCAUGGAAGGAAAAACUCAAGCGUGCAGAGAACGUCCGCAUGUCGCGCAAUGUAAAGGAUGACAAUGACGAGGAGUUCGAGUACAUUGACGAUGAAAUCUACCGCUUUGUCACCGUCACAAUGGUCUCCGUCUAUUCUCGCCCGGACCCAGAACUACUGCAGAAGUCAGCACAGACCGUUUGGUCAUGCACAUAUCAUGGCAACGAGGCGCUGCAGCUAGUCAGCGUGAAAACAAUACAUUCUGUAGUCGCUAUGGUACCUCAUCGUCCUAAACUCCCAUCAGGAUUGGUAGAGGAUCGCUUUUUUCUGGUUGAGAAGCCUGGGCUUGGUUUGGUGUCUGUUGAUGAGGAGAUGGGAGACGACGCCGACGAGGAUGAAUAG